AUGGACGCGUGGGAGAACGACGGCGGCGGCGGCGCCGACUCUUACUCCUCCAGCACCACUACUGGCGGCGCGACGGCGGAAAUAUUCGAGGAGCAGCAGGCGGCCAGGGAGGAGGAGACGACGGAGAAGGUGUUCGUGGCGGUGCCGGAGCAGCACAAGAGCGGCAAGUCCCUUCUCGCGUGGACGCUCCGGCACGUCGGGGCCGUGGCCGGCGCUUUCGUGGUGGUGGCACACGUCCACGCGCCGGCGCAGAUGAUCCCGAUGAUGGGAAGCAAGUUCCAUGCAAGUAAACUGAGACCAGAGCAGGUUAGUGCUUAUAGACAGUAUGAGAGGGAGAAGGUUGAGAAACACUUGGAUGAGUACAUUCACCAGUGCUCAAAAAUGAAGGUCAAAUGUGAGAAACUUGUGAUUGAAAAUGAUGAUGUUGCUAAAGGGAUUGCAGAGAUUGUUUCACUGCAUGGUGUGAGCAAACUCAUCAUGGGAGCAGCUGCUGACAAGCACUUCUCUAGGAAAAUGAAAAUGCCUAAAUCCAAGACGGCGCUUGCUGUCCUGCAGAAAGCUGAUACUUCGUGCAAGAUUUGGUUUGUUUGUAAGGAACAUCUGAUAUGCACUAGGGAGGCUGGUGCUCCUGUGCACAGUGCAGCAACACCCCCAGCUUCCACAAGUUCAAUAUCCAUUUUAUCUGAGUGGGGUGGACAACCAAACGGAUAUGCAUGCAAUGCGGUUGAUGAUCACAUACAGAGGUCGAUGUCAGAAAAGGUUGUGCCUGCAUCUGUUAGAACAUCAUUGCGACUACCUUCUCGGUUGUCUGUGUGGACAAGUCUUAGCAGGCGAAGCAUAGAGGAUACCUUUGUCAGUUCCUGGGAUAGUGUUCCGAGAGGUAAUUUUCCAAGUUCGCACCAAGCAUCCUCUACUGUGACUGACGAGGGGUUCAGUGACUACAGCUCAUUUUCAACACCUAGGCAUUAUGCCUCUGAAAUCCGACCCUUAGUACAUGUUGGCAAUAAUCUUCAGAACUCUCCAUGCCAUGAACAGGAUGCCAUGAAUUCAAAUAUUGACAUAUUUGAUAAACUUGGAGAAGCCUCCACUAAGGCUGAGAACCAUCAGAAGCAAGCGUUUGAUGAGUCUGCGAGGAGAGAAAAAGCAGAGGAAGAACCGGUUUUGUUUCGCCGAAAGGCAAACAAUUGUGAGGAUUUAUCUUUGGAUGAGGCAAAGAAGAGGAAAGAAGUCAAGGAAGCCCUAGCGAAGGCAAAUGGCGUCAUAGAAUGGAUGAAGCAAGAAAUGGAUGCACUUAAACGUGACAGAGAUGACAUCAUUGAUAAACUUGUUAAGGUGAGCGAACAGAAGGAAACAUUGGAGCAACAAGUCGAUGACUAUGGUGGCAUUGUCAAGGAUCUUGAGGACACGUUGGCAGCAAGUAAAUCCCUUAUUCAUUCACAGAAGUUGGAGUAUGAGAAAUUGAAGCAUGAAAGGGACAACGCGCUCAAGGAUGCAGAUGGGCUGCGCAAAGAGAAAGAGAAGACAGUAUCACCUUGCCCAAGUUUGACAUGGAACACCGAAUUCUCUUUGUCAGAGCUGCAGCUGGCAACACAGAAUUUCAGUGACACACUGAAGGUUGGUGAAGGUGGAUUUGGGCGUGUCUACAGAGGUCUCCUGCGCAACACAACAGUGGCAAUUAAGAUGCUGCGCUCUCAUAACUUGCAAGGGCAGUCGCAGUUUCGGCAAGAGGUUGUUGUUCUUAGUAGGGUGCGGCAUCCAAACCUUGUAACGCUUAUGGGUUCUUGCUCAGAAGCUUCAGGUCUUGUGUAUGAGUUCCUACCAAAUGGAAGCCUUGAAGACCGUCUAGCCUGUGAAAACAACACGCUUCCACUAACAUGGCAAGUCCGUACGAGGAUCAUUGGUGAGAUAUGUUCUGCACUCGUCUUCCUUCACUCUAACAAGCCUCACCCAGUAAUCCAUGGUGAUCUGAAGCCUGCAAACAUCCUCCUUGAUGCCAAUUUGGUCAGCAAGCUCAGUGAUUUUGGCAUCUCUUGCCUCCUAGUUAAGUCUAGCACAAUGUCCACAAGCCUCUACCAAACGAUGAACCCAAGAGGCACUUUUGCCUACAUGGACCCUGAAUUCCUUACCACCGGGGAGCUAACAGCACGGUCUGACAUAUACUCUUUGGGCAUUGUCAUACUCCAACUAGUAACUGGGAAGCCAGCUUUAGGCAUUGGAAGGGCAGUGGAGGAUGCACUUGAGAAAGAUGAGUCGGAGCUUCUUGUUGACCAAUCAGCUGGGGAGUGGCCAUUUGUGCAAGCCAAGAAGCUGAUGCUUCUCGGUCUGCAGUGUGCAGAGCUUAGCAGAAGAAGGCGACCGAGUCGUAUGAGUGACGUGUGGUGCGUGAUUGAGCCCCUGGUGAAAUCAGCUUCGCUGUCAACCACAUCACGGUCCUUUGGAUACCGGUUUGUUGAGAGCCACACACCUUCUUGCUUCGUAUGUCCUAUUUCUCAGGAGGUGAUGAGGAAUCCUCAUAUUGCUGCAGAUGGGUACACUUACGAAGCAGAGGUCAUAAAGGGCUGGCUCCACAGUGGGCGCAGCACGUCCCCAAUGACAAAAUUACCUCUGGCACACCAUCAUCUCAUCCCGAAUCAUGCUCUUUAUUCUGCUAUACAGGAACACUUCAAGCAGCAGCAGCAGCAGAAGCCACCAUUGUAA
Messenger RNA from Miscanthus lutarioriparius, 2697 nucleotides. NCBI's taxonomy places the organism in Eukaryota, Viridiplantae, Streptophyta, Magnoliopsida, Poales, Poaceae. The record is from the annotation of a GenBank genome assembly.